CUCGAGACGAUCACUUUCAACCUUGAACAAACGUCGCCAGAGGUUCAUACUGCCAUGUAUCGCUGUCUGAGUAGGCCUGGCCAUGUCACCUUCACAGUUACUCAACAGCCACCGCUUGAAGGGUCUUAGCGUCAUCGUCUUUGCCCUCUUCGCGACUUAUAUCCUCUGGAGCAGGCUGCUGCCCGCCUUCGACUACCUCCUACGCCCACGUUCACACCCUGCGCUGAUCACGGACAUCGAAGCACCGCGCUAUGAAAACAUCACCGCGCAUUUGGUGAUCGCGUCGACUUUGAAAGAAGACACGGCAUGGACCGCCAACCUCCAGAUACCCAACCUCAAGAUCCUACGAUAUGUCGCCGAUUCAGCUGCCGCAGAAUAUCGACCAGCAGCAUUCAACAAAGGCCGAGAAGCGUUGAUGUACUUUACCUAUCUCCACGACUUUUACGAUGACCUUCCGGACGUCAGCAUCUUUGUUCAUGCCGAUGAAACACCUUGGCACGUCGAAGGCACUCUACUGCGCAACACCUCCUUUGCACUUUCAAGGCUCGAUCUUCAGCAAGUGAUCAAAAGACAAUACUUCAAUCUACGCGUCACGUGGCGAGCAUCUUGUCCGGCUUGGAUCAAUACCUCGAAUGACUUUUCCAACUUCAAGAAGCCCGAGGAGCCGUACAUGAAGGAGGCGUGGCGCGCCAACUUUGGUGAGGAUGACGAGGUACCUGAAAUUCUUGCCGGGCCUUGCUGCAGCCAGUUCGCAGUCUCACGAGAAGCAAUCCGAAGCCGACCAAAAGAGCAAUACGCACGGAGUGUAAAGUGGUUAACAGAGACGAAAUUCAGCGACCACAUUGCUGGCCGCGUGUGGGAGCACAUGUGGCCAUAUCUCUUCAAGAAGGAAGCCAAGGACUGCGCGCCUGAAAUUUCAAGUCUCUGUGAACUGUACGGCAUUUGUUUCAAGAAUGUGAAAGAGAUCAAUGAGUACAAGGAACUAUGGGAAGAAGUCGAGAGAUUGAAAGAAGUCAUGCAAUUCCAUCGAGCCGUAUGGAACCCCAGAAAAGCAGCCGAAGCCAGACGGAAAAUGGAUCAGGUCGGAGAUGAAAUAGAGCACAAGAUGAUAGAAGUGCUCCAGCGGCACCAGUCACCCAGCACUGGCAAAAUGCUUGCGCGACAAAUACGAUAGACAGCAUACGUGAUACAGUCUGCUACCGCAGCACACCACGAACCAUUCCCACC
Molecule: messenger RNA, 1227 nt
Organism: Cercospora beticola
Lineage: Eukaryota; Fungi; Ascomycota; Dothideomycetes; Mycosphaerellales; Mycosphaerellaceae
Product: DUF3431 domain-containing protein
Source: RefSeq, a predicted model, not a curated record